This is a messenger RNA of Coniophora puteana RWD-64-598 SS2, 222 nucleotides long. RefSeq lists its product as uncharacterized. NCBI's taxonomy places the organism in Eukaryota, Fungi, Basidiomycota, Agaricomycetes, Boletales, Coniophoraceae. The transcript is spliced from 3 exons. Bases 1 to 222 code for a protein of 73 amino acids. The record is from RefSeq and is a predicted model, not a curated record.
AUGGUGUUAAUUCCUGGCUCUAUGCACUCCCAGCUUCACCCUUCCAUCGUUCAUAUAGAACCUCGUCGCGCAACUCCGAGGGUGGCUAGUUGCCCGUCGCGAGCGCUCUCCACCUUGAACUCUCGUUCUAGAAGAAACGACUGCCCUACUUCCAAAAGGAAGAGAUCUGGCGCGCAUAUAUCCGACCGGGGCAGAUGCCCUGAGCGCUCUGAUCUUCCGUGA